Molecule: messenger RNA, 5582 nt
Organism: Pocillopora meandrina
Lineage: Eukaryota; Metazoa; Cnidaria; Anthozoa; Scleractinia; Pocilloporidae
Source: the annotation of a GenBank genome assembly
UUUUCAUUUCGUUUUGUAGGACCUCAAGGCCCACCAGGUCCUCCCGGUAUACCUGGCCGCACUGGUCGCCAGGGCCCUCCUGGAUCGAGCUGUAAAAGGGGAAGAAAGGGACCAAAAGGUGUGCCAGGUCCCCAGGGAAAGCGCGGCAUAAGAGGACCAUCAGGGCCCCUUGGGAAAUCAGCACAACGGAGAAGAAAUCAUAGCGGUGGAGGUCAGUUAGGUAAGUCGUGCAAUGAAUACCUAUUAAUGGUUGUUUUUGUUGUUGUUAUUGUUUUCCUAAUUUUUUUCCUAACUCGAUUGACCCCUUUUUUUCAGAAUUGCCACACUUCAUUUCAAAGCCUUCCCCCACCAUAACAGUGAAAGAGACACUUAAUGUUCUAAUACCUUGUAAAGCAAAUGGCUUCCCACAACCUGUGAUCACGUGGUACAAAAAUGGACACCCAAUGGAAAAGGAGAAGAAGUACUUUGGAGAAAGAAGUCUAAAAUUAAAGAAAAUUCAAUUCCAGGACCGUGGUGUCUACACCUGUACAGCGGAAAAUCUUAUGGGCAGAGCAGAGUUAUCCGUCAAUGUCAGCGUGAAAGGUCUGUCCAAGAGAGUUGAAGUCUCCUGCUGUCUUUAUAACGCAAAACUUGGCAUUCAAUUUCAUAUUUUUCCCUCAUUAAGUAUCUAAUGUUACUAUUCGAAGUUAUCCAGAAUGUUCAUUUUGCAUUUUAAAAGGUCCAGAUCCUAUUUAUUUGCUCGUUAUUUGCUGGUUAGAAAGCAAGCCUAAUGUUCUCUGCACAGCAAUCAGUCACGCGCGCCUUGCAACAAAACUAUUUGAAUUUAUCGUUCAUUUUGCAUCCAGGGCAAGCGUAAAUUGUGCAUAGAAGGUCGCCUUAUAAAUUUCAAUCGAUAGUCUCGUCAAAACUUUAUCACUGUUGCAAAUCUAUAUAUUGCUGAACACUAUUAGGAUGUCCUCGUACCAUAAAUAGUAGUAUUACCUUGCUUUUUGUCUAAGUUUGAACUUGGUCUACUAUGUAUGUUGUAAUAUUCUUUUGGUAGUGCCAGCAAAAUUUAUUACCGAACCUAAGCGUUCCGUAACUGCUUACAAGACAUGGGACACCGUGCUCCAAUGUGACAUCUUUGGUUACCCUCCUCCUGUGAUAACAUGGACAAGAUCAGGCGAGCAGCUUUCAAUCAACAGACAUUUUAUGAACGGUUCCCAACUUACGAUUCAAAACACAACGGAGGACGAUGAUGGCGCUUACGUUUGCCAGGGAACUAACCAAAUGGCAAAUGUUAUGAGAGUGAUAUGGGUCUUUGUUAAAGCUGUUGGUAAGUAUGGAUUUGAAAAACAAACAAACUGAUCAACAACCUUGAGUAAAACAACAGUGUCCAUAAAAUUUCAAUCUAAAAAAUUGCGCUGAUUACUUUGUUUCUCUGUCUCGUAAGUGGAUCCUUAUAUUGUGUCAAGUUCUCCCAGUGAAAUCAAAGUCCAGCAUGUUGGCGAUACCAUAAAUUUAAACUGUUCAGCUAGUGGCUCGCCUUUACCUAAAGUCGCGUGGUUCAAAAAUGGUCGACGUGUUUUCUCAAGAGCCGUAAAUGACGAGAAUGGAUUGAUAAAGAGUGAAAUGGUUAUUCAUCGCUUCAAGCCUAGUGACUCGGGGAUCUACACAUGUCUAUUUUAUAACGGCAAGAAUAUGACAGCAGAGUCCAACACAAGUCUGAGUAUGUUGGAUUUCAUUUGCUAUAAUUACCUUACUAAAUGGUUGUACUGUCUUAUUGUCUAAACCUGAAGCCGUUAUUUAGCCAUUUACCAGAAAAUGCUUAUCGCAAAUGCGACCACACUAGCUGGCAACCCGUAUUGUCAGUGAUUUUUAUGGAAGAAGGGCUAUGAAAUAAACUUUAUAACAUUCCAAAAUUACAAACAUUUUUAGAAAGGUCCAGUCUACGACCUCCCUCAGCCAGGACGGUUUUAAUAUCGAACAUUAAACUGAAAAGGAAUCAUUUACUACUGCGUGGUGUGACAGCCUGCAUUUAAGUACUUUGUUUGUAUAUUUUAGAUGUGUCUAUUUCAAUUUCAAAGAGAGAUUUAGAAUCCUCUAUUUGCAAGUCUUCAUUUCUCUCUUCCUUUCCUUCUCUCUCACUCUUCCUCUUUGUUGUUUUUAUUUUUGUUGUCUUUUUGUUUAAUCAUCAUUACUCUUUUGUAUCUACAUCUAAGCCCUCGUCAACUGUGGCGAUCCGGGUGUUCUUUCCAACGGACGCAGGCAUGGUUCACGGUACUGGACUGGUGAAUCUGUGUCCUUCGUUUGCGAUCCAGAAUAUCACUUAACAGGUCCGGCAACAAGGAUGUGUUUACCCUCUGGAAAUUGGACAGGGGUACAACCCUCAUGUAAGUACAGUGAUGGCACUAAAAACCCCUUAUAGGAUGUCAACCGUAAAGGUUGGAUGCAAAAGAUCAGAGGAAAAUGCCAGGUAACAGGGUAUUCGUAUAACCGGCCAAACCUCAUCAGAAGAUAUCUCAGCACACUGAAGUGGAUCUGGCCUCACAAAAGUUUCCUUGAUCUUGCUGAACAAAUUUAACUCAUGGGAAACGAAAUUUUGGCCCGAUAGUAACCAGCAUCUUUGUCAGAUGAUCACAAUUUAAUCGUUUCAGCUUACUCGUUUCAGAUUCCAUGAGUCUUUCUUAGCUCGUUAAUAAUUUCAAGUUUCUAGGUUCCACUCGUAUCAAAAUCAUUUUCGAUCUUCCUUUUCCUACAACAAGGAAAAAGAAACAAAUCUUUUUGCAUGUGCACCCUUCUUUUAAAAUAAUUAGUCAUCUUUCACGAUGAUUACAUUGAGCGUUUGUGAUUACCCCAGCCCCGUAUCGUUAAAGGUGAGUGAAUCGAGCCUUCUUUUUCAUUAUGAGGGUAAGUAAGGCGUCAGAUAUAAAAAAUGAUAUUUUUUUUUUUAUAUUUUUCAAUUCUUUCGGAAAAUACUUAGUUUUUCUUCACAAGAAGAGUCCCGCAUUUAGCUUUAUUUUCAUACCUAAGCACGAGGUAUUUGACCUUCUUUACGAAAGAUUUUUAAAUCGACACAUCAAUGUGGGUGUUGAGGUAAAACGAGCAAAGAAAUUUUAUUUGCAAGGACCAAAACCCAACCCGCUAACUGUCAAAUGAACGUAUUAAAGAUACUUUGUGAAUCACUUAAAUUUGUUAGAAACAUGAAUACUAAAAACAAGAAAAAUAGGCUUUAGCGUCUUUUUGGUUCCCCAGCAAACAACUGACACUUCCCUUACUAUUGUUGAUGUUUUUUUUGUUGCCAUUUCAUGCUUGGUUGUUUGUUUGUUUUUCAUAAAGGUCGUAGAAUUUGCCAAUCUUUGGAAAGUCCAGAACAUGGAUAUAUUCACGGACAGCAGUUUUGGGAAGGAGAACAUGCUUCAUUUAGUUGCAGGCCUGCUUACUGGCUGGAGGGAUCCUUGGACCGUCGUUGCUUAAAGAAUGGCUCUUGGACUGGAAAUCAACCCAGAUGCAUUCUGCUCGGUAGAGUUUAAGAUAAACGUUUGUAUCGUUUAACAACUUUCGACUUCAUACCAAUGAAUGAGAAUUCGCAAUUAACUUACUCUAGAUGGGUGUAGGGCGCGUAGACCCGACAAUGACUAUCGUCUCCAUUAAUAACGAUAAUAAUCGUAAAAAUUACUAUUUCCUCGAUUGCGAUUGGCUAUGAAAAACUCUUAUCUUCCACUAAUUCACUUGCCAAGUUGUUAUCGAACAGUUUAAUAAACCAAUCACAUUCAAAGUUGUAGUUUAAAUCAACCAAUCUUAUAAAAGGUUGUAGUUUAAAUCAACCUUCGCCGGUCUUCCAGUACAAAGUUUCCCUUUCUUUCAUAGCUAGGCUAUUCUUCUUUGCUCGGAAAAAGUAAUUUUUAUUACUAAUUAGUGAUAAGACUUCGUGUCGUCCAAUUCGGUCUGUAAUCAUACUCGUGAUAGGCAAAUCGGACUCCCGCUGCGUGCUCGUCUGAUUUUGUUAUCACUCCUAUGAUUACAGACCGAAUUGCACUCCACUCAGCCUUAAUACCAUUACUAAUAAUGAUAAUAAUAAUGAUGAUGAUAAUAAUAUUAAUAAGAAGUAUAAUAAUGAUAAUAUUACUUAUAAUAAUAAUGAUUUAGGAAGAAAUCUUUCUGACAGCUUUUGUAUUACAAUGCGAGACAGAACAACAGAUCAACCACUGUUAAAGCCUAAUGCUUAUUGAACUUUUAUUCUUUUAAUUAUUUUUCUCUUCGCUCUCUGAAUGAAGAUAAUUUUAUUUCCAGUGACACUUUAAAAAAGUAAAAGUUUCUUUAUAAUUAAGCUUUUUUUGGAAUUUCUUCUAUUUCUUUCCACAAUCGCUAGGGUUGAAAAUACCAUCAAAUACAAUCACUAAGAAUGACAUUAUCCUGAGUCUUCUAAGAUUUUUGGAUCCUGUUCCUGGUUGGCAUUUACAAUGGACGCUAUGUUACCGCGCCUCCUCUCAUGGCUGGGCAGCAAGUACUUUUCACAGCCGUUGUGAUGGAAAACCACACACUGUUACUAUAAUAAGGAAAAGUUCUUUUGUGUUUGGAGGAUACACCGAUAUUACCUGGGGUGAGAACACAUAAAUAUUAGGCAGACUUUUAAUAGCAAAUUUGGAAGCAAUUACGAGCGAGUUUUCGCCUAAUUUUGCCAUUGGGCACCAUCCUUUUAUAUGCACGACAAGUUUAGACGUUGUUUUGUAGCCUAAUAACUUCCGCUAACUCCUGCAGGUAGCAAAAUUCUUAAACGCUGAAAGUGAGCUUAGUAAGCUUGCAAUCUAACUGAGUUUGAAAACCUUCGUUUACUCUUUUACUCUUUGAGGAUUUUAGUCUCUGCUCAUGUUAUAAUAACGUCAAUUACGGCGCCUGGCAUGUUUACAAACCUUUGUUUGGUUCUUCUAUUGCAAUUUUCCCUUUUGCCUGUUCCAAAAUUUCACUUUCAAUUAAAGACAAAAAAUACUAGGGAAAAGUCCCGGUGAAAGUAGGACAUACUACAAUUUGGAAGAUGGCGUGACAGCUUUAGCUCAGCUCUAUGCUCUAUACUCUCAUAGAGAACGCUAUUUCAACCAAUGACAGCGUUCGUUAUAUCCGAACUUUGUUAUAAUUCAACAUUCCGUCAUUUAAUAUCACCCUAUACUCAUGAACAUAUUCUCUUGUCCUAAAUCAUUUAGCACCUUAAAAUGUCUAUGCCUCCAUUUCUAUAGAAUUAAUCUACCUUAUGUUUCUAUACCUUUUGAUACUGUUUUACUUUGUAUUCAGAUUCCAAUAACGUAUACGGCUACUCGUUGAACUCUUUUAUAUUUUCCCUCAUCAACAAAGAAGGACUGGUACCAUUCAAGAGCAUGGUGAAAGAUCCACAACGUGCAAUUUACAGGGGCUCAGGUUAUGGUCCCGUAUUUGAUUCAGGAAAUGGAUUCCUUAUCAGCAAUAAUGCCAACAGUAACACUGAUUCACGCACAGACUUUAGUAACAACCACUACCACGUACCAAGUGAAGUACAGAACAGGAAAACAAUCCUUGCUGGGUCUUACAGAUUCACACCUGAUGAGGUGGAGGUGUUUCAUCUCAGCUGA